AUGGCAAAAUCUGCAACUUCUGCAACAAUCCUUAUUACAAGUAUGGACGAAGAAAUGUCAGUGGAUACCCCACCACCAAUGUCAUCAAAAGCACCAAUGGAACAUGUCUCCGGCCUGGGAAAUAAGGAUACGAAGCUGAUCAAUCGUUCGAAAGGCGUGGUGUACUUGGUACUCGUUCUAUCCGCCGCCAUUGCCAGCGUCUCGACUUUUUUCUAUAUGGAAGAGGAGGAUAGUAGCUGGUACCAUCAUGAGUUCGAAGAACACGGCGAAGAGUUGGUAGCAACGGUAGAAGAAACGUUGAUUCAUUCUGUUGAAGCCAGUGCUGACAUGGGAAGCUCCUGGACACUAGAAACCACGAAUCAAGACGAGAGCCAUGCCACACACGGGGCCAAUGUUACCCAUUCCAGCUUUGCCCUUCUUGGGAGUGCUUUGGCGAGCGUUGGAAAUGCUCAAAUGAUGGCAGUUGCUCCAAUAGUCACGGCUGCAAACCGGACACAAUGGGAAGCUUAUGCGGUCGAAAAUCAAGGCUGGAUCGACUCGGAUUUAUCACAAUUAUCCCACGCCUUUCACAAUAUAGACAACUUGAAUUCAGGAGAGAUUCCCAAGCAUAUCUAUGGAGGAUUUGGUGAAGGCACUGCAGAAGUACAUUUACCAAUCUGGCAAAUGUACCCGACGCCACAGAAUGCGUCGCAGUCUCCAAUCAUGUUCGAUCUCCUUUCUAUUGAUUGGUUUGCGGAUCUCUGGAACCAAAGUCUUCGAACCGGUAAACCAGCCAUUUCUACCAUUCAAGAUCUGGAGUUUUUGGUAAAAUAUGCCGACCCUAAACAAGAUCAAGCGCUUCCGUCUCCCAAAUUCGUACUCUUGGAGCCCAUCUAUGGGGGAUAUGAUAACACCGAGGGUAUUGUUGCGGCUGCUACUACCGUCUUCUCAUGGCUUGACUACUUUAUAGUAGUCUUGGAAGAUCAACCUUCAGGAAUUAUUGUGGAUGUUCAUCACAAUUGCGAGAAGAGUAAUGGAUCGACAUAUUCUUUUAAGAAGACACAAGGAUAUGUGAAGUAUCUUGGCGAGAAUAUGGAUCCUUCUCGUUAUAACAUAGCGUUGACCAAAGACUACAAUCUAUUUGGAGAAGGCAUCCCCGAGCCUAUGGGGUUUCUCGGAAAUGAUUCCUGUGGCUACAUCUUGACCGUUCAUGCGACGAAUGAGUUUGUCGAGCGAUGGCAGCGUAAUGAUUCUUUCACAGCUGCAGUCUUGGUCAUUGCUAUUUUCGGAUUCACGGCACUGGUCUUCUUCACCUAUGAUUUCUAUGUGCAACGAAGGAACCGUACCGUGACCAAUACCGCUGCGCGAUCCACAGCAAUCGUCUCGAGUUUGUUUCCCAAGAACGUUGCGGCGCAAAUGAUGGACGAGAUAGAGCCAGAAUCCCCAACCUCGAGAGGAGGUCGAUCAUCCAGAAUGUCCGACGCCGUUCAGCAAUUGGCUGGGUCUUCCAGUGCAUCGCAAGCGAAUGUAUCGGCUCUUGCCAUGUCCAAGAAGGCAGCACCCAUUGCGGAUUUGUUCGAGCACACCACUAUCAUGUUUGCGGACAUUGCUGGCUUCACCAAAUGGAGUUCUAUGCAUGAGCCUUCCGAUGUUUUCACCUUAUUGGAAACUAUAUUCAAUGCCUUUGACAAAAUCGCCGAUAAGCGGCGUGUGUUCAAGGUUGAAACUGUUGGAGACUGCUACGUAGCCGUAUGUGGUCUGCCGGAUCCUUGCGAUAAUCACGCGAUUGUGAUGGCAAGAUUCGCUUGGGAAUGCAUGCAAGCAAUGAGAAAGAUCAGGGACAAACUGGAGAAAAAGCUCGGAGCCGACACUCGAGAAUUGGAUAUGCGGUUUGGGCUCCAUUCUGGACCAGUGACUGCUGGCGUAAUUAGAGGACAAAGACCUCGUUUCCAGUUGUUUGGCGACUCUAUGAACAAGACUUCCAGAAUCGAAUCUUCCGGGCAAAAGGGAAAGGUCCACAUAUCAGAUGAGAUGGCCAACAUUCUGAAGGAUAGCGGCAAGGAACAUUGGCUCUCGAAGCGGGAAGAUGUCGUCAAUUUGAAGGGAUUGGGCGAGGUUCCAACAUACUGGCUCGGUCUUCAGAAUGAACGGCAUUCGGUAACCGGCUCAGUCACAAAUCAUUCAUCGACUGAAUCAUCGGAAGAGAUAGUGGCAAAGAAUGUUUGUGAAGCCUUUACAUCUGAUUGA
Molecule: messenger RNA, 2226 nt
Organism: Cylindrotheca closterium
Lineage: Eukaryota; Bacillariophyta; Bacillariophyceae; Bacillariales; Bacillariaceae
Source: the annotation of a GenBank genome assembly